Molecule: messenger RNA, 1544 nt
Organism: Zymoseptoria tritici IPO323
Lineage: Eukaryota; Fungi; Ascomycota; Dothideomycetes; Mycosphaerellales; Mycosphaerellaceae
Gene: ERG3
Product: ERG3, C-5 sterol desaturase
Exons: 1
Coding region: 245-1372 (375 amino acids)
Biological process (GO): lipid biosynthetic process
Molecular function (GO): oxidoreductase activity; iron ion binding
Source: RefSeq, a predicted model, not a curated record
GGGAGCUUCCUGCCGCCACUGCUUUGCUUGAGAGUAGAACUAGGUCUGUGGUUGUUCUUCCAUUCCUCUACCUUUCCUCCUCUCCUCUCUCAUACACUCCUCCUCCUCCUACAUAACUCACUAUAGCUCACUCCCGCCAGCAUUGGCACGACCCUCCCCCGCGUGGUGAACCCAUUGGAAGCCUUCACCUGGAUUUACACCUCAAUCCCCGCUCUCGGCUGAAUCUCCACCACCACCGCCCGCCAUGGACGUCGUCCUCGAGGUGUUUGACACGUACCUCUUCGACCGAGUCUACGCGACCCUCCUCCCCAUAUCGCAGUCCAUCACCUUUGACCCGGUCUCCACCCUCGCCGCGUCGCUCAAAACAUUCGCCAACCACAACGCGACCUUUGCCCAACACCAGCAACAACAACAACAAGAAUACCUCACAAAAUCAUCAUGGCAAUACACACCCACGACCGACUCCUUCUCCCUCGAGCCGAGCGAAUACGCAUACCUCUCCCGCUGGGACCGUGACAACCUCUUCCGUCAAUUCGUCUCAUUCUUCAUCAUCUCCUCCGUCUUCGCCAAUGUCCUCUACUUCACCUUUGCGACCCUCUCCUACAUCUUCAUCUUCGACAAGACGACCGUCAACCAUCCGAAAUACCUCAAGAACCAGAUGAAGCUGGAGAUUCAACAAGCCAUUGCCGCCAUCCCCACCAUUGCCGUGUUCACCGCCCCAUGGUUUGUCGCUGAGGUUCGAGGAUACUCCUUCAUCUACGACAACCUGUCCGAGGUCAACCACCCGAUCGUAACCCACAUCUUUGGCAGCUGGUACACGUACCUCCAAUUCCCCAUCUUCCUCAUGUUCACCGACUUCUGCAUCUACUGGAUCCACCGCGCGCUCCACCACCCGAUCCUCUACCGCCGUCUCCACAAGCCGCAUCACAAAUGGAUCAUGCCGACUCCCUACGCCUCUCUCGCCUUCCACCCGCUCGACGGAUAUGCUCAGAGUGUGCCGUACCACCUCUUUCCGUUUCUCUUCCCGCUCCACAAGUUCGCUUACAUCGCGCUAUUCACAUUCAUCCAGAUCUGGACGGUUAUGAUUCACGACGGGGAGUACGUCGCCAACUCGCCGAUCAUCAACGGAGCGGCGUGUCAUACGAUGCACCACUUGUACUUCAACUACAACUAUGGGCAAUUCACCACGUUGUGGGACCGUCUGGGAGGCAGCUACAGGAAACCUAAUGAAGAGCUGUUCAAGAGGGAGACGAAGACAAGUGAUGCCGAGUGGAAGAGGCAGGCGAAGGAGAUGGAGAAGAUGGUUGUCGAGGUGGAAGGAAAGGACGAUCGGAGUUACGAGCCGGAUGUCGUGGUGAAGAAGGUGCAAUGAACGGAUGAAGGAACAGUGACUUGAAGCGAGCGCAAGAGCAAGAGAACAGAUGAGGUGGCAGAGGACGAUCUUAAGCGAAAAUUCUGCUCCAGAGUGCGAUCCUUCGACGGACGCAGCAGUCAAGCGACGCAGACGGGUUGUUUUCACAGGCGUUCACAUCAUGGAAAGGGAG